Aphanomyces invadans is the source of this 1893-nucleotide messenger RNA. RefSeq lists its product as hypothetical. Lineage: Eukaryota; Oomycota; Saprolegniomycetes; Saprolegniales; Verrucalvaceae. The record is from RefSeq and is a predicted model, not a curated record. Gene Ontology annotation, molecular function: aspartic-type endopeptidase activity. The transcript has 8 exons. Gene Ontology annotation, biological process: proteolysis. Bases 203 to 1849 code for a protein of 548 amino acids.
GCAUGGACCACCAAGUCGUAGAUUUGCAUCAACACGCCACGAGCCACCACCAACCGCGGCGGUCGAUGUGGCAAUGCUCCAUGCGACUCGCGUCCCCCAACUGAGCGCGUAUGCUCUCUGGAGCCCCAUUGUAGCUGCAUUGGAUUCGGUUUCCAAGAAACCGUUUGUCGUGUAACUGUCAUUCCGUGUCAGCGACGACGGGAUGGACGCGGUCGCCUGGUUGUGCUGGCUUGCGACGUGUAUGACGUCAUGGACUCUAGGGUUUGUCGCCAAGGAACCUCUCUAUGGCAUCUCCACAGGCGUGUCUUACACCAUGGCGGUCACCGUUGGUGGAACAGGAUCGUCAAGACGACCGUCGACAUUACAAUUGUUGUUGGACACGGGUUCUUCGAACAUGGCUGUGGCAACAAGUGCAUGCUGUACCAAUUCACAAGCACUUGGGCCGUUGGCCGUCUUCAACUGCGCUGCGUCGCCCACGUGCGCGUCUACGACGCAGCCAGCGACCAACAUAUCGGUCAAGUACAUUGCAGCUUCGUGGAUGGGUCAUGUUGUGCAGGACACAGUGUCGACCACCCAUCUUGGCGCUGUCCCGGAAUUUCCAUUUGUCGCGAUUGACGUGCAGCAGGAGUUUUUCAAGGGCGGGUACAACGGCAUCCUCGGCGUUGCCUUCGACGCGUUGGCCCAGCCAAGAGACAAUCCCAUGACAACGCUGGUGCAAACUCUCGUGGAUCGGCGACAAAUGGAGAACGUGUUUGGCGUGCUAAUGUGCGGCAUCUUGCAGCCAUUUGCCCGUGGAUUGCGUCCAUCCAACGUGUCAGGGGCCAUGGUGUUUGGGGGGGUGGCGCCCCCAACUGGCCCUGCAUUGUAUCGAGGACCAGUUGUGUACACACCCUUGAUUCAACCCAAGUGGUAUGUCGUGCUGGUGACAGAGGUGGCUUUUAACGGCACAUCGCUCCCUCUGCCAUGCACAGCCUUUAAUGCGCCAAAGGCCAUCGUGGACUCUGGUACGACGAACAUUGUGCUGCCGCCUCCGGUGUAUCGCCCCCUCAUGGCCAUGCUCCGCGAUGCAACGCUCCAAGCAAUUCCAGACUUUCCGUCGACCUACUUUAGCGACCGAUCCGUGUGCUGCGAAGCGUACUGUGACCCAACCAAUGUGAACUCGACACUGAUGUCGCUCCCGUCGCUCUCGUUUUCGUUCGCGUUAAUGGGUCAAGUAAACGACCAAGUAACAGUCACGAUUCCGCCCACGUACUACUGGCGCCCCAUUGCCGUGCAAAGCGCCGUGGGUACAACGAUGUGCCGCAUGAUCGGGCUGUCGGAGGGAAGCAGCACGAUCCUUGGCAACGUUUUUAUGGAUGGCCUAUACACGGUCCACGAUCGACGCAACGGGCAGAUCGGGCUCGCUGUCGCCGACAAUUGCGAUAACUUGGCGAUCUCGACCAAAACGAUCUCGACCUCUGCCAUGCCAUCCUCGACAGCAUCAUGGUGCGAUUGCCUUUCGAACGCCGAGCUCAACGACAACCUCGUCACGUCAAAGCUCCCUGGGCAACGCGCGUGCUUCAUUUGGUAUUGGUGGACGUACGUCUUCGUCGUAUCGAUCAUUGUGAUUGCCGUCUGUUGCGCGAUUCUGUUGUGGAUGUGGCUUGCGAAACGGCGGCGCAACAACUACAUCCGCGAGGCGCCAGGGCCACCGCCCAGUUUCCUCCAGCACCAGCUACUGGACGCCGAGGGUCUCAUGACGCCAAAAGAACCGCCACCUAUAUCUCCAUGCUCCGAAAGCCGCUCCCCGUCUUUCGCCGGGCUCUCCAUGUCCUCGACCGCACCUCAUGUAAAUGAACACAUCUUUUAAGAAAAGUCCCGAACGUCGUUCGAUGACAAUCGCGAAAAUUCCUU